CAGCAUUCAAAUUCAACAAGGCACUGCACUCUUCACUCCAACCUUGGCACCACAAAAAUCUUCGAUCUUCUUAAUCCUUCAACUUCAACCUUCUUCAUCACUCACAUCACAAAUCAUGGAUGAUUCUUCUACAACACCGCUCUCUCACCAACAAGACCCUCUUCCCCUGCCCCCUUCGCCCCUCAAAAACUCCCUCGACGCGCCGCCGCUGCCGGAGCCCGCCGCCGUACGCCGCCGCUGCAAGACCAAAGCGCCUCAAACGGCGUCCCCGAGGAACGCCCGCAAAUCGAGGCGGCGGUCGGAGCUCGAGAUUCGAGAAGACAAAGAUCCCGCCUUGCCCGAAGAGGUUGCGAAACCCAGAAAGAGAAGGCAAACGGGGAAAACUAAGAAGGAAAAACCUAACUCCGUUCCACCUUCAACCCCGUUAACAAAAAGUGAAGAAGGGAACGGUGGUGACCUAGACCGUGUUGGGCAGGUGGUGAGUGAUUUGAUCAUGUGGAAGGAUGUGUCAAAGUCAACCUUUUGGUUUGGGUUUGGCUCUCUCUUUCUUUUCUCUUCUUGCUUCACUCAAGGAAUCAACUUUAGCAUUUUCUCGGCCUUGUCGCAAUUGGGGAUACUCUUCUUGGGUGUUUCGUUUUUCUCCAAUUCAAUUUGUCAAAGGAAUAAGGUUGAAGAAAAUAAGUGUGAAGUCAAGCUGAAAGAAGAUGACAUUUUGCGCCUUGCGAAAUUAAUUCUUCCUGCUUUAAAUUUUGCUAUUUCAAAGAUGAGAGCUCUGUUCUCUGGAGAACCAUCCAUGACCCUCAAAGUUGUUCCUUUCCUUCUACUAGGAGCAGAAUACGGCCACUUAAUUACCAUCUGGAGGCUGUGUGUCAUUGGAUUUUUUGUCAGCUUCAGUGUUCCAAAGCUUUAUUCUAGCUACACUGUUCAGAUAAAUCAGAGAGCUGAGUGCUUGAAAUUACGGUUGUUGGACACAUGGAGUGCUUGCACUCACAAGAAGAAAGUCAUAGCAUCGGUUCUCAUGGCCUUCUGGAAUCUAUCUUCAAUAAAAACUCGAAUCUUCACAACUUUUAUAUUGCUUGUACUAUUCAGAUAUUUAAGGCAGCAUAUGGUGCUACAAUUUGAAGAUGGAGAAGCACAAGUAGGCGAGAUGGAACAGCAACAAGCUUUGGUGGUGGCAGAACCAGAGGAAAAGGAAUCACAACAAGCAUUAGUGGUUAGGGAACAAGGGUGCCAAAACUAGCACCUUGGUUCAUUCAUCCUUCCAUUUUGCACCUGUAUAAAAUGUGAUGUUUUUUUUUUGUCCCUAUUUGUUUAAACAUAAUCAAGAGUCACUGAAGUUAACUUCAUCCAUCUGACUUCCAAUUUCAUUUUGUAUUGAUUUUCAAUAUUCAAUUUUGAGAAACUCAUUGUUCCUGUGCAAGCACUGAUUUUU
Cajanus cajan (pigeon pea) is the source of this 1432-nucleotide messenger RNA. Its product is annotated as reticulon-like protein B17. The record is from RefSeq and is a predicted model, not a curated record. Lineage: Eukaryota; Viridiplantae; Streptophyta; Magnoliopsida; Fabales; Fabaceae.